Neohortaea acidophila is the source of this 2367-nucleotide messenger RNA. RefSeq names its product P-loop containing nucleoside triphosphate hydrolase protein. The transcript has a single exon. The record is from RefSeq and is a predicted model, not a curated record. Gene Ontology annotation, biological process: rRNA processing. NCBI's taxonomy places the organism in Eukaryota, Fungi, Ascomycota, Dothideomycetes, Mycosphaerellales, Teratosphaeriaceae. Gene Ontology annotation, cellular component: nucleus. Gene Ontology annotation, molecular function: ATP binding; nucleic acid binding; RNA helicase activity. The coding region runs from base 1 to 2367 and encodes 788 amino acids.
AUGCUCGGCCGAACUAAAGGCCGCCCACGACCGAUGAAGGUCAAGAAACCCUUCAAGCCACAGAAACGAAAACGAGACGACGUGGACGUCGAAAAGCUGCAACUCGCCGUCUCCCAGUUGGACACCACCACCAAGUACGCCUCUUUCUCCGACCUGCCUCUCUCUUCGCAAACCGCCGCCGGUCUCGAGUCCUCCCACUUCUCCACCCUCACCGAUAUUCAAUCACAAGCAAUCCCUGCUGCUCUGCAAGGCCGCGACAUCUUGGGAGCCGCAAAGACUGGAAGCGGCAAGACUUUGGCCUUUGUGAUUCCCGUUCUGGAGAAUCUACAUCGAGCGCAAUGCGUCGGUGCAGAUGCGGGGCUCGGCGCCAUGAUCAUCUCCCCGACGAGAGAGCUUGCGAUUCAAAUCUUUGAAGUGCUGCGGAAAGUCGGAGGAAAAGGCCAUGUCUUCGCAGCGGGGUUGGUCAUUGGCGGGAAGGGUUUAAGGGAAGAGCAGGAUGCAUUGUCGAGGAUGAAUAUCGUGGUCUGCACACCUGGUAGGAUCUUGCAGCAUCUCAGUCAGACAGCAACAUUCAACGUGGACAAUCUGAGGAUGCUAGUCCUGGACGAGGCGGACCGCAUCAUGGACAUGGGCUUUCAAAAAGAUGUGGAUGCUAUUGUUGAGUACCUCCCGAAGGAUAGACAGACUCUGCUGUUCAGCGCCACGCAGACCAAACGAGUUUCAGACUUGUCCCGACUCGCCCUCAAGGAUCCCGAAUACAUCUCCGUUCAUCAGACCGCCACCAUCGCUACCCCACAAUCACUCCAACAGAACUACGUCCUUACACCCCUCCCCGACAAAUUGGACACUCUGUGGUCUUUUCUGCAGUCCAGCAAAAAGUCCAAGAUCCUCGUCUUCCUCUCCUCCGGGAAACAGGUCCGUUUCGUCUACGAGACUUUCCGUCAAAUGCAACCCGGCAUCCCUUUGCUACAUCUUCACGGAAGGCAGAAGCAGACAGCCCGGCUGGAAAUCACCCAACGCUUCUCCCAAGCCAAACACAGCUGCUUAUUCGCCACCGACGUCGUGGCUCGCGGCCUAGACUUCCCUGCCGUCGAUUGGGUAAUUCAAGUCGAUUGUCCAGAGGAUGCUGACACCUACAUCCACCGCGUCGGACGCACCGCUCGAUACGAAAAGGCCGGACGUGCCGUUCUGUUCCUCGACCCCAUCGAAGAGGAGGGCAUGUUGACUCGCCUAGAGCAGAAGAAGGUACCGAUCGAGAGCAUCAAUGUCCGCACCAAAAAGCAGCAGUCCAUCCGAAGCCAAUUGCAGCAGAUGUGCUUGAAAGAUCCCACCGUGAAAUAUCUCGGUCAAAAGGCCUUCACGUCAUAUGUGCGCAGUCUGCAUGUUCAGAAGGACAAAGAUGUGUUCCAGUUGGACAAGUAUCCGCUAGAGGAGUUCGCUGCGAGUCUCGGACUGCCUGGCGCGCCGAGGAUCAAAUUCCUCAAGGCCGAUGCGGAGGAGGUGAAGCGGAGGAAGAACGCACCCAGAAUGGGCAGAGAAUUGGAGGAAGCCGAGGAUGAUGACGGUGAAGGGAAGGAGAAGGUCAGGACGAAGUAUGAUCGCAUGUUUGAAAGGAAGAACCAAGACAUCCUGGCCGAUCACUACACUCGAAUGGUACAAGAAGAAGACCGAGAGGGACAUUCUGACGAUGACGACUUGGACGAUGGCCUCCUCGGCGUCAAACGGCGAGUGACGGCCGUCGAUCUCUCCGACGAAGACGACGACGCUCCAAGCGGCGAAGAAGACGAAGAAGAAGAAGAAAAGGAAAAAGACGCACGAGAAGUCCACAUCACCGGCAUGCAAAACCCCCUCCUCGUCAACUCGAAACGCAAAGAGAACCUCCUCAAAUCGAAGAAGAAACUGCUCAAACUCAAAGACAAAGGAUCAAAGGUCGUCUUUGACGAAGAUGGCAACGCGCACGAAGUCAAUCUGCUAGAUAGCGAGGCCGAUUUCCGCGCUCGCGGAAGCGCAGAGGAGCAGAAGCGACGAUUCUUGGAGGCGGAGGAGGAGCGUGUGCGUCGUGCUGACGUGACUGACAAGGCUUUGGUGAAGGAAAAGAGGAAAGCGAAGAAGGAGCGCAGGCGGGAGCGAGAGCGGGAGGAGGUGGAGGGAGAUGAGGAGGUGGAGGGAGAUGAGGAGGUGGAGGGCGGCGAUGAGAAUGAUCUUAUGGCGAAUUUCAUCGCUGAUGCGGAGGCGUUGGAAGAGUCAGAGCCGAGGAAGAAGGUCAAGUGGUUUGAGGAGGAGCGUGCGCCUCGUGGGGAGGAGGUCGGGAGAGAGAUUGAGACGUUGGAUGACCUUGAGGCUGAGGCGGCGAGGUUGUUAGGGUGA